This is a messenger RNA of Protomyces lactucae-debilis, 732 nucleotides long. Its product is annotated as transcription initiation factor IIF, beta subunit. Lineage: Eukaryota; Fungi; Ascomycota; Taphrinomycetes; Taphrinales; Protomycetaceae. The record is from RefSeq and is a predicted model, not a curated record. Gene Ontology annotation, biological process: transcription by RNA polymerase II; transcription initiation at RNA polymerase II promoter. Gene Ontology annotation, cellular component: transcription factor TFIIF complex. The transcript has 2 exons. The annotation marks the transcript as partial.
GAUGUAGAUGCGGAUCUUGAGUUGGCGCAUGCAGGAGAUAAAGUCUGGCUUGUGAAGCUCCCUAGAUUUCUGUUCGAGCGCUGGGAGAAUUGUGCUGAGGGUACCGACUUGGGAACUCUCAAGAUUAACGAAGCCAAUCGGCGUGACAUGAAGGUUGUGUUGAGUCCAGAGCUACAAGGAGGCGACUCUAAAGACGGGCAGCCAGAGAUUCCGGUGGAGUAUGCACUAGAAAUGAUCAACUCGAACCUACACAACACCUAUGUCUUCAGUGAACCACCGCUACCACCGCUGCAGAGCGGACAAGCCAUCCGUGGCAGAGUUGUACAUGACUGUUUGGUCAAACCCGUCGAUAAUCUUCACUACAGGAAUCUGCUACGAGGCCGCACAACAGCUGCUGACGUUCCUAGACGGCGCGUCAUUAGCAUGAACGAUAACGGUACCAACUUCAUCCAGCCCGGACAACUUGGUGGUUCCAAAUCAUUCAACACUUUCAUUCAGAGCAAGACUGGACAAGCAGUGAAGUGUCGUGAUGUCAAUGCACGUCUCCCAUUGAAGGAUCUUUACGAUGCCAUCUUCAAGUGUUUCGAGGAAUAUGAAUUCUGGUCCCUCAAAGCCUUUAAGAAAAAGCUCAAACAGCCAGAAGCCUAUUUGAAGGAUACUUUGGACAACAUCGCAACACUCCAUAAGCGUGGCCCACAUGUUGGAACCUGGGAGUUGAAGCAGGAAACCAAA